Messenger RNA from Camelina sativa (false flax), 573 nucleotides. Its product is annotated as cysteine proteinase inhibitor 3-like. Gene Ontology annotation, molecular function: cysteine-type endopeptidase inhibitor activity. The record is from RefSeq and is a predicted model, not a curated record. Lineage: Eukaryota; Viridiplantae; Streptophyta; Magnoliopsida; Brassicales; Brassicaceae.
UCAGGGCAUAAUGAUAAGUUUCCCUGAAAAGAUGGAAACAAAAGCGUUAUGUAUUGUUACCCUUUUUCUCUGUGGAACAAUUCAAUUAGCGAUUUGCAGAUCAGAAGAGAAAAGCACAGCAAAAACGAUAAUGGAAGGAGGUGUUUAUGAUCUCCGAGGAAAUCACAUCAGUGGAGAGAUCGAGAGUCUUGCUCGAUUUGCCAUUCAGGAACAUAACAAACAACAGAACAUGGUUCUUGAGUUCACGAAGAUUGUAAGAGCUAGAGAGCAGGUAGUUGCAGGAACGAUGUACCACUUAACCCUAGAAGCAAAAGAAGGUGAUCAGAUGAAGAAUUUCGAAGCCAAAGUAUGGGUGAAGCCAUGGAUGAACUUCAAACAGUUGCAAGAGUUUAAGGAAACUUCUUCUUGAAAAUUCACUUGUUUAAAGGUAAGUAAAACAAACAACUUAUGCAUAACUUGAUUACAAAUGUGUGUGUGUGUGUGUGAUGUGUUUUAGUGCUAUUAGGCAAAACCUGAAGUUAAUGUAAUCAAGAAACUUGUUCUUAUGUCCUGCAAACUUGUUCAGAUGGUAAA